Molecule: messenger RNA, 2196 nt
Organism: Pseudozyma flocculosa PF-1
Lineage: Eukaryota; Fungi; Basidiomycota; Ustilaginomycetes; Ustilaginales; Ustilaginaceae
Exons: 3
Coding region: 1-2196 (731 amino acids)
Cellular component (GO): nucleolus
Molecular function (GO): GTP binding
Source: RefSeq, a predicted model, not a curated record
AUGGUCGUCGUCAAAAAGGGAGCUGGCUCCGCCAAGGCGAGGUCGUCCAACGGCAUGAAGCGCGUAAAGGGUGAGAACUUCUACCGCGAUGCCAAGCAGGCCAAGACGGUCAAGAUGCUCUCCAAGGACGGCAUCGCCUCCAAAGCCAUCCGCGACCGCAGCGGCAAGAUCAUCCAGGCUCAGGAAUUCCAGAGCAGCGAGGCCAAGCCCGGGCGCGUCCAGCCCGACAAGCGCUGGUUUGGCAACACCCGCGUCAUCUCCCAGGACGCCCUCGACCACUUCCGCACCUCGCUCGAGUCCCGCGUCAACGACCCCUACAGCGUCCUCCUGCGGAGAAACAAGCUGCCCAUGUCGCUCAUCCAGGACCCGGCCAAGGGCAAGGCCCCUUCGCUCACCGCCCUCGAGCCCUUCUCCGACACCUUUGGCCCCGGCGCCCAGCGAAAGAAGCCUAGGCUCGACGGCUCCAUGAGCUCGUUUGCCGACCUCGCCACCAGCAGCGAGGCCAUGGGCAAGCAGGCCGACGAAAAGGCCGCCGCCGCCGAGGCAAAGCUGGCCGGAGUCGGGCUCGUGCCCGACGACUACGAGAUUGGCUCUGGCCUUGCGUCUUCGUCUUCGGCCGCCCAGGGCGACGAGCCCUACAUGAUCCCCGUCCAGCGCGGACGCUCCGAGCCAAUCUACAGCAAGGGCCAGUCUAGGCGAAUCUGGGGAGAGCUUUACAAGGUCAUCGACAGCUCCGACGUCAUCAUCCACGUCCUCGACGCGCGCGACCCGCUCGGCACCCGCUGCAGGAGCGUCGAAAAGCACAUUCGCGAGGAGAAGCCGCACAAGCAUCUCGUCUUCCUCCUCAACAAGGUCGAUCUCGUCCCCACCUGGGUCACUGCUCGAUGGGUCAAGAUCCUGUCCAAAGAGUACCCGACGCUGGCGUUCCACGCCUCGAUCAACAAUUCGUUCGGCAAGGGCUCCGUCAUCCAGCUGCUGCGCCAGUUCAGCGUGCUCCACUCGGACAAGAAGCAGAUCAGCGUCGGCUUUGUCGGCUACCCCAACACGGGCAAGAGCUCCAUCAUCAACACGCUCAAGAAGAAGAAGGUCUGCACCGUGGCGCCGAUCCCGGGCGAGACCAAGGUGUGGCAGUACAUCACCCUGAUGCGCCGCAUCUACCUGAUCGAUUGCCCCGGUAUCGUGCCCGUCAGCGCGCGCGACUCCGAGACCGGCACCGUGCUCAAGGGAGUGGUGCGCGUCGAGAACCUCGAGACGCCCUCGGAGCACAUCCCGGCGCUGCUCUCGCGCGUCAAGCCCGAGUACAUCAAGCGCACCUACAACCUGCAGAAGUGGGACAGCACCGAAGACUUCCUCGGCCAGCUGGCCAAGCGCGGCGGCAAGCUGCUCAAGGGCGGAGAGCCCGAUUACGAGACGUGCGCCAAGAUGGUGCUCAACGACUGGAUCCGCGGCAAGAUCCCCUUCUUUGUCGCACCUCCGCUUCCCGCCGGCCAGGCUGAGGCUGCUGGCAAGGGCAAGGAGAAGGCCGCCGACGCGGUCGUGUCGGCCGUCGAUGCCGAGACCGAGGCGCUCGAAAAGGCGGUGCGCAAGAAGACUGUCAAGGGUGUCGAGCAGCCCCUCGCCCAGAUCGCCGUCGUCACCAAGUUUACGAAGGAGGACGUCGACGGCGGCGUGCCCGAAGACUUUGAGAUGGAGCGUGACCAGGACGACGAGGCUCCCGAGACGGCCAUCGGCGAGGACGAUGACGCCUUCACAGAGGAUGGCGAGGACGACGAGGACGAGGACGAUGAUGAGGACGAGGAUGAAGACGACGACGAUGCACUCGAGGAGCUCGGGUGGGACGACGUCUUCAAGGGCGGCGAGGACGCUGACGAGGGCGUCGAUGGCGCCGCAGACGAGGACGACGAGGAGCAGGAGGGUGUGGCUGCCGCCACCUCUCCUGGCAAGAAGCGCGCUCCGGUCGACGACGUCGACGACGAGUCGGACCAGGACAGCAAGCGUCAGAAGAAGGGGACGCGCAUGACGACGAGCAAGAAGAAGGCCGAGAACUACUACACGCAUGCCAACGUCAAGAACAAGAGCCGCCGACCCAAGCCGGGCGGCGCCGAGGUGCAGGCCAAGGCAAAGGAGCGCGGUCCCAAGGUCGGCGCCAACGGCAAGGGCGGCCGCGGCGGCGUGGGCAAGAACAGGAAGAAGUAG